Messenger RNA from Hyla sarda, 3958 nucleotides. It is a transcript of the gene HUNK, whose product is annotated as hormonally up-regulated Neu-associated kinase. Gene Ontology annotation, molecular function: protein serine/threonine kinase activity; ATP binding. Gene Ontology annotation, cellular component: cytoplasm. NCBI's taxonomy places the organism in Eukaryota, Metazoa, Chordata, Amphibia, Anura, Hylidae. The record is from RefSeq and is a predicted model, not a curated record. Gene Ontology annotation, biological process: protein phosphorylation; intracellular signal transduction. The transcript is spliced from 11 exons. The coding region runs from base 288 to 2444 and encodes 718 amino acids.
GAUGUACAUCAUCUCGCCACUAUUUUGUUGUCUGCAUCCUGUGUUCCUAUUCAGCUGUUGCUAGGCAACAAGGAAACCAAUGUCUGUUUCCCUGAUCUAUAACAUGGGCCGCGCUAAUAUGAAGGAAAUCGUUCGAUCUGUGUUGAUAAUGUGACUAUUUGUAACCAACCAGAACCGUUCAGCCUUGGAUUUGCUGGCUGGAUGGGAUUGUCUUAUAUCUGAAGGAGCCUGAAUACAGAAGCUGUGCAUUAUCUGAUGAAGCUCAGCUAAGACACAUCAGAGAAAACAUGGUUGUCUUAACUACCCUGAGAUCACCUUGUAUCAAUGAGAAUAAUGGGAAAGACCACGGAGAAUGGAGCCUUGAAGAGGAUGAUCAUGGCAACAAGAUGCCAGCUGCAGCUGGGGAUGGCAUCAGCGAGUCUCCCCCAAGGUUCCUGCUUGGGGAGAAGCCCCCAGUGCAAAUUGAGGAUUCCUUCCUGCCAUCCUGCGUGAGCAACGUGUCCCGGGAUACCCUGCGCAACUUCCAGCACACCAAGAGAGUGGGCAACUACCUGAUCGGAAGGAAGCUGGGAGAGGGCUCCUUUGCCAAAGUCAGAGAAGGGCUACAUGUGGUCACUGGAGAAAGGGUGGCUGUGAAAGUUAUCGAUAAGAAGAAAGCCAAGAAGGACACUUAUGUCACCAAGAACUUGCGUCGGGAGGGUCAGAUCCAACAGAUGAUCCGACACCCCAAUAUUACGCAGCUGCUGGAUAUCUUGGAGACGGAGAAUAGUUAUUAUUUGGUUAUGGAGCUCUGCUGUGGCGGAAAUCUCAUGCAUAAAAUUUAUGACAAAAAAAGACUGGAAGAGCACGAGGCAAGAAAAUAUAUCCGGCAACUGAUUCAAGCUGUCGAACAUCUGCACCGCGCUGGAGUUGUCCAUCGAGACUUGAAGAUUGAAAAUCUGUUACUAGAUGAGAACAACAACAUCAAGCUUAUCGAUUUUGGAUUAAGCAAUUGUGCCGGAAUUCUGGGCUACACGGACCCAUUCAGUACACAGUGUGGAAGUCCUGCCUAUGCCGCUCCAGAACUCCUGGCAAGGAAGAAAUAUGGACCCAAGGUGGACGUCUGGUCUAUUGGAGUUAACAUGUACGCCAUGCUGACUGGCACACUGCCAUUUACCGUGGAGCCCUUUAGCCUGAGAGCUUUGUAUCAGAAGAUGGUAGACAAAGCCAUGAAUCCGCUGCCCUCCCACCUCUCUCCUGCUGCUUCAAAUUUCCUUCGUUCUCUGCUGGAACCAGAUCCUCUGAAAAGGCCGAACAUACAGCAAGCACUGGCAAAUCGAUGGCUAAAUGACAAUUAUCAUGGAAAAGGCGUUCACACCUAUCCAAACAGGAUCCAUCUUGAAGACUUGAGUCAGAGCGUGAUCCGUCACAUGUCGGAGAAGCUUGGCUAUAAGCACAGUGACGUCAUCAAUGCCAUCCUCUCCAACCGCGCCUGUCAUACCCUUACUGUGUACUUCCUGCUAAACCGGAAACUGGAGCGCUACUUGAUCACCAUGAGGAAACCUGACAUUAAUGACAACGUUUGCCACAAGAACCAGAUGCAUCCAUUAGAAAAAUACAAGUCCAAUAAGAACUCAUACGAGGAACGAAAACCUAAAGAUGCCGAAAAGCAAAGAGACCAGCGUUGUCAAAAGAAAAUGGAGAAGUGUUCUCCAUCCCAUAGGCAGCCCCCAUGUGUGGUGACACAAGGCCAUAACUCCAAGCCUCCCGUCAAGGAGAGAAAGUCGUCAAAGUCUGAGCGGGAAUCCAUUACUGGGUUAAGCCCAUUCCAUGAAGUCAGGUUAAACAAGCCAGCCUGCGUCACCUCCUGUUCUUUAGAAUAUUUGGAAUUGCAAAGUCCAGAUCCAAGAACGCCUAAAAUCAUGAGACGUCAAGACUCCCACUCACAAGAGACUGUGAACAUGAACAUGAGCGUUCGUAUGAGGGAGCCUCAUCUGAAUGUUGUUCGUUCCUUUGAAUCUGUGAACAGAGAAGACCAAAUAGAAUUGUCUCCUUCCCACCAGUAUCGGGUCAUAGGGUCUCCGGUGUCCUUCUCCCCUCGUCAUUCCAGUGAAAGGACUCUAUCCCCCAUCUUUCAGUUUGACAGCACAACUCCUGUGAAGGCUCAUUCCACCCUUUCAUCUUUCACAUAUGAGGACAAAAGUAGCCCAUCCAGCUCUGAAUCCAUGUCCCCAACUUCUCCCCAUUCCCCAUCAUGUAACAAUAACGGCAACUUGGGAAGCCCAAACUGUGUUAGAAGCCGAGGUCGAUUUCCCAUGAUGGGCAUUGGACAGAUGUUGAGAAAGAGGAGUCAGGUUACCUCUCCUAAACCUGAUAACUCAUUGGAAUCUCGAAUGCCACCACUGCAACAGAUGAGCCCGGGUUAUACCAAUUUCAACUCCAGCGACCUGAAUGGGUUUUGCUGAUUGGACAUCUGUUUGAGAACUGUGAGGGUUAAAACCCCAUUGUAAAAAAGAAGAGAACUUUGUUAAUUAUAUUUGUAAAUGUGAAUUUUGUAAUUUUCCUCAUCGUAUCAAGAUCAUUUGUAUGUGUUUUAUUUUAUGCAUUGACUUCUCCAUCACUUUCCGAGAAUUGCACUUCUAUGGCAGUGAUGCCAGGGAAACUACGCGAACUCUGUCUGGUACAGUGACAAUACUGACUAUUUUUAUGGGAACAAUUUCUUCAUCUAUUACAAAUGGACAUUUUUGAGGACAUGCAGAAAAACAAAGUUCUACAGUAACUGAUCUCCGAAAAGAGCUGUGGUCUACUGACACUACCUACCAUGGACCAAACCUGAUUCCUAAGCUGUUCAUUUCCAGCACUGACCUUGAACACUAUGGAACUGGAACAACUUGCAUUGGAAAUGGUUGUUGUACACAUUAAGAUUUUCUCAUUGCGCAUCAAAGUGUUAUGAUGUUAAUAUUUGACAGUGUCACCAUAUUCCUCAAGCUCAUUGUUUUACACCAUUCUGUCUUGACUUUUUAACUCAUGAAUUAUUAUUAUUAUUUGUUUUUAUAAAACCAUAAGCUGCUCUUUGAAGACACGUGAAGGAAAGUGUGGCAUUGUUUUUUGGUAAUAUGGUACAUUAGGAUCUCUUUUUGACUUUCUGUUAGAGAAGGCACCAUGUAAAGGGCCAGCAAAUUGAUUUGAGACUAUUUUUUCAGUUUUUUUGUUUUAAAGCAUUUUAAAAUGUUACUCCACCCAAAACAAAAUAGCAUGAUUUCAGAGUUAUAUUAAGGUAUGUUCACACGUACAGGAUCUGCUUCAUAUAUUUGCUGCAUAUUAUGUGCAGAUGAUUUUGCUACCCAUUAAAGGGGUACUCCACUGCCCCAGCAUUCAGAACAUUUUGUUCUGAUUGCUGGCUGCGGGGUCGUGCCGCCACGCCAUGCCCCCUCAAUGUAACCCAUAGACUUGCAUUGAGGCAGCGUGGCCGUGACAUAACGACCCCGCAGACCACACCCAGCAUUCGGAACAAAAUUAUCCGAACGCUGGGGCAAUGGAGAACCACUUCAAUCGGCAGCAAAAUCAGGUGCAGAUAAUAUGCUUGUUAACCCUUAAAGUAUUUGUCUGCCAAUCAACAUACUGUUUGGGUCUUCAGUGUUCCAGCUAAGGGCCUGUUCACACAACGAUUGUAGUGUACGGGAACCGGAUACUGCUGGGGGGAGCAAAAACUGGGUGCUUCCGUAUCCCAGCCGGAUCCAGCCCGAACCCCAUUCAUUUCAAUGAGCUGACCGGAGUCAAACGCUGACUCCGGUCGGCUCAUUUUUGUCCCGUAUACAGUUCUCUAACCGAACCUAACACCAUGCACGUGAAGUAUCUCGACAGCUCCACUCUUCCUCACCUGCGCUCGGACAGGCCAGCAGCGCACCUGGCCCAAUGUGAUAGGCAAACGAAAAAUGGAAAUGUCCAGCGCUUUUGGAUGCAAGUAUUUCGGCUUUAU